Quercus lobata is the source of this 1387-nucleotide messenger RNA. RefSeq names its product probable LRR receptor-like serine/threonine-protein kinase At3g47570. The record is from RefSeq and is a predicted model, not a curated record. Gene Ontology annotation, molecular function: protein kinase activity; ATP binding. Bases 56 to 1387 code for a protein of 443 amino acids. Gene Ontology annotation, cellular component: membrane. Gene Ontology annotation, biological process: protein phosphorylation. The transcript has 3 exons. Lineage: Eukaryota; Viridiplantae; Streptophyta; Magnoliopsida; Fagales; Fagaceae.
CAUACCUGAGUUUCAACUUCCUAAAUGCAAAUACUUAAAUUCCAAGAAGAGGAAGAUGGCCCUUAACUUGAAGAUAAUAAUCUCUACAGCUUCUGGGCUUUUUGGAGUAACUUUGAUUUUGUUGCUUCUAUUUCUUUAUUCUUUACUAAAGAAAAGGAAUGUAAGUACCUCAAGUGAUUCAAAUUUGAAUGUAUCUUACCAAAGUCUCCUAAAUGCAACCAAUGGAUUCUCUUCUACUAAUUUAAUUGGUGUGGGUAGCUUUGGGUCCGUUUAUAAAGGAAUUCUUGAUCAAGGUAGACAUACGGUUGCCAUCAAGGUGCUUAACCUUUUGCAUCAUGGAGCUUCCAAAAGUUUCGUGGCCGAGUGUGAGACUCUAAGAAACAUCAAACAUCGAAAUCUUGUAAAGGUGCUCACAAUAUGUUCUAGUAUUGACUAUCAAGGUCGUGAUUUUAAAGCUUUGGUAUAUGAGUUCUUAGGAAAUGGCAACCUAGAUGAGUGGUUACAUCCAACUCCAAGAACAAAUGAGGCUGUUAAGGAACCAAGGAAGUUGAGUCUUAUCCAAAGACUGAAUAUCACCAUUGAUGUUGCUAGUGCAUUGGAUUAUCUUCAUCAUCAUUGCCAGAUGCCAAUUGUUCAUUGUGACCUCAAGCCAAGCAAUAUUCUUCUCGAUGAUGAAAUGGUUGGACAUGUAGGCGACUUUGGCUUGGCAAAAUUCCUUCAUGAUGCUACCCAGGAUUGUUCUACUAAUCAAUCAAGCUCCAUUGGGGUUAGAGGAACAGUUGGUUAUACUCCUCCAGAGUAUGGUAUGGGAAAUGAAGUGUCAUUAUAUGGUGACAUCUAUAGUUAUGGCAUACUAUUGUCAGAGAUGUUUACAGGAAAGAGACCUACUGAUAGCAUUUUUCAAGAUAAUUUAAACCUUCAUGACUUUGUCAAAGCAGCUUUGCCAGAACGAAAAAUUGACAUUAUAGAUCCUAAUCUUCUUUGGGAAAGGCAAGAGGAAGAGACGAGGAGGAUAAACAACACACAAAAUGAGGAUCAAAAUGGAAGUUCCAAAAUUCAAGAAUGCUUGAUUUUGAUACUUGGAAUUGGAGUUGCUUGUUCCACAGAAUUUCCAAGAGAAAGGAUGAACAUCAGUACUGUUGUAGUCAAGCUUCAUAAAAUUCGAGAAAGCAUUCUUAAAACAAGUAUACGAAGACAACGAGUUCGUGCUACAGGAUCUCCACAUCAUAACCGGCUCAACGAGAACGCUGCUACUCCGACGACAACCACCAAUGAUCUCAUGAACAUCGGGCUCGUCAUUGAUUUCGUUCUUCUUGAUGAUCCAUCUCCAAUGUCGUUGCCGGAGCUGGCUAAUCUUUCCGAUAAUGGGAAGAAUCAUCUUCAUUGA